Sander lucioperca (pikeperch) is the source of this 2865-nucleotide messenger RNA. RefSeq names its product mitogen-activated protein kinase kinase 2b (gene map2k2b). Lineage: Eukaryota; Metazoa; Chordata; Actinopteri; Perciformes; Percidae. The record is from RefSeq and is a predicted model, not a curated record. The coding region runs from base 798 to 1991 and encodes 397 amino acids. The transcript has 11 exons. Gene Ontology annotation, biological process: protein phosphorylation. Gene Ontology annotation, molecular function: ATP binding; protein kinase activity.
ACAGGAAUGAAACAAGCUUCGGUAUCAUCCGCCCAUCUCUGGACAGCGACCCACACACCUGUUACUAGCAGAAAGAAGGGACAGCAAGGAUAAACUAACCGACAGUACAGCACCAUGUUUCUAACUUAACUGUUAACUGGGUGGGGACACGGCACUAGCACUAGCACAGCGUUUGUAAAGUAAAUCUCGUAACGUUACUAUCACGCAACAGCUAACUAACGUUAGCUAGUAGAUGAAGUUAGCUAACGUGGAGUGCUGCUAGUAACGUUAAUGGCUCUGGUUUUGAAAAUAUUCUGUUUGCCGUUAUGUUGUAACGUUAACUUUACUUAACUUAAUCUAGCUAACGUUAAUGUAAGGUUAGCUAACGUAAGCGUUAAUAGUGUGUCACUCUUUUUAAUAAUUUGCAGAUUUGCUCAUUGUGAAUCAGAAAGAGAGAUCAUUUAAGUAGCGUCUGAGGGCAAUCCCGUGUAACAAGUUGAACCUGUAAACCUGAUAACGUUAAAUUAGGUCAUAUUUACUUAGGUUAACUUUCCCACUAAUAACUGACGGGAAACGCCCAUAGUUAGUCCAGAUAGCAUUUACGAGAUAAAUAACGUUACCUACCUGUUUUGUUAUUUAACCAAACGUUUGUUCAGGAAGUAAAACUUUAUGCUAAUCAAAAAUAACAUUAGCAGUCAUUUUCCGGUCAGAAAAGCUCUAGCUACGCAGAGACGGUUAAGAUUAGUGAAGUAUAAUUUGUAGCCCUGAGAAAAGUGUCACUUCGUUAAGCCCACGUCGUAGUUUAUCCACAAGUGAGCAUGGCUCCUAAAAGGAGACCAGUGCCAGGCCCCUUAACGAUUCCUCCUGCUGGCGAUGGAUUAUCGACCUCCAUCAACACUGAUGUUGCAUCUGAGGCCAAUUUAGAGGCACUUAAAAGAAUACUGGAAGAGUUGGACCUGGAUGAACAACAGAAGAAAAGGUUAGAAGCUUUCCUUAGCCAGAAGGCCAAGGUGGGCGAGUUGAGAGACGAUGACUUUCAUCGUGUCUGUGAGCUGGGUGCAGGCAAUGGAGGAGUUGUCACUAAGGAAUGCCACAAAUCUUCAGGAAUAAUCAUGGCCAGAAAGCUCAUUCAUCUUGAAAUUAAACCUGCUAUCAGAAACCAGAUCAUCCGUGAACUUCAGGUGCUCCAUGAGUGUAACUCUCCCUACAUUGUGGGCUUCUAUGGAGCAUUUUACAGCGAUGGAGAGAUCAGCAUCUGCAUGGAACACAUGGAUGGUGGAUCUCUGGACCAGGUGCUGAAGGAAGCUAAGAGGAUCCCAGAAGAGAUUCUGGGCAAAGUCAGCAUUGCUGUUUUGAGAGGCCUUGCGUACCUAAGAGAAAAACACCAAAUCAUGCAUAGAGAUGUGAAGCCUUCAAACAUACUGGUGAACUCUCGUGGGGAGAUCAAGUUGUGUGACUUCGGUGUAAGCGGGCAGCUCAUAGACUCUAUGGCCAAUUCCUUUGUUGGGACAAGAUCCUAUAUGUCGCCUGAGAGAUUGCAGGGAACCCACUAUUCCGUGCAGUCAGAUGUGUGGAGUAUGGGGCUGUCCCUUGUGGAGCUAUCAAUCGGACGCUUCCCCAUCCCUCCUCCAGAUGCUAAAGAACUGGAGGCCAUAUUUGGACAUCACAUCUUGGGUGGUAGUGAAGGAGAGAUGCUCAGCACUUCACCCAGACCUAGACCACCGGGUAGACCUGUCAGCAGUCACGGUCCUGCAAUGGCCAUCUUUGAACUACUAGACUACAUAGUGAAUGAGCCCCCUCCUAAACUACCACAUGGCGUCUUCACCUCUGAUUUCCAGGACUUUGUGACUAAGUGUCUCAUCAAAAAUCCAGCAGACAGGGCUGACUUGAAAAUGUUGAUGAACCAUAUGUUUAUCAAGAGGUCUGAGGUGGAGGAGGUAGACUUUGCUGGCUGGCUUUGUAAAACCAUGGGGCUGAACCAACCUAGCACUCCCACGUGCACUGCAGACUAAACACACUCCCGCACACAGUAUGUACAUGUAAAAACAUGGAGAAGCUGCUGCCUAAAACCUUACGCCCACAUACACACCUUGAUUGCCACGUCCUCCCGCAGGCGAACCUCUGAAGUCUCCAUCCAUGAAAUGAACUCUACAUGGACAUGUAAGCCAAGAAAGAUUCUGUAUCUAGAGCACGAGUGUGUCAAUUAUUACAAAUGUUGUCACGUUCAUAAUCCAACUCUUUGUUUGUUCGUUGACCGUCUGACCGGGGGAAUGUGAGUGCGAUGUACCUGCUGCUGGUUUGGGCCGGGCCGGCCAGUUCUGCUGCCCCUCUCAGCCGGACCAGCUCGCUCUUCUGCCCUUGUCACUCUGUAACAGUUCAUUUGGUGUACGUCGAAAACGCGUCGACAAACUCAACAUACAAGGAGAAAAGGAAAUCCGUCAAUUAAUUCAGGAAAAGCUGAACUGUCCAGGCAGUCUGUCUCCCUCAGCAUCUCCCCCAGACUGAUUGAAUAGGUCUGUUUCAUUUCCGCUUUUAGCCCUGACACCGCACCCCCCACCCACCCAGUCGCUCAAUGAACACAGUUGAAUUAUGAACGUGAUAAUGUGUACAGGCAGACACAUAUAUGAUUCCCCAAUGUGUUAUGCAAAAACAUUUAGAGAUGUAAGAAUAAGUUUAUAUUACUAAAUGGGUCGGGUUAUGUGUGUCUGUGUUAGCAAGAGAUGCUUGAGUCUAGGAUGUUUUUUUUUGCAUUUAGUGAUGUGACUGAUUUCUACAAAUUUUGAGAUGUCUUGAGGUGAAGCGCAAUGUUUAAGAGAUUUUAGCGUGACUCAUGUCAAAGCCAAAAACAAAAAAAAGUUGCAACCUUAAAUGCACCUUCUGCUCCUU